Mercurialis annua (annual mercury) is the source of this 1056-nucleotide messenger RNA. RefSeq names its product protein MIS12 homolog. Gene Ontology annotation, cellular component: chromosome, centromeric region; nucleus. The record is from RefSeq and is a predicted model, not a curated record. The coding region runs from base 193 to 711 and encodes 172 amino acids. The transcript has 7 exons. NCBI's taxonomy places the organism in Eukaryota, Viridiplantae, Streptophyta, Magnoliopsida, Malpighiales, Euphorbiaceae. Gene Ontology annotation, biological process: mitotic cell cycle; kinetochore assembly; protein localization to kinetochore.
AAAAAAUACCAGCAUGUGAUAGCAGCAAGACAGAUAUUGAAAUGGCUUGACUCAGAAAGAUUUUUGUUUCUUUUGGCGGGAAAUAAUUAAGAAUUUGAAAAGAUCCCAUUGAGAUUUGAAGCUCUGAUACAGUUCUCAAAUUUUAGAAAUCAGUAUAACAGUUAGGGUUAGGGUUCUUGAUAAGAAGACAAAAUGGAAAGAAGGGAAAGCGAGGCAGUGUUUGAAUCGCUGAAUUUAAAUCCAAGACUUCUCAUCAACGAAGUACUCAACACCGUCGAAUACUUGCUCGACGACGCCUUCGAUUACUUUCAUAAAGAAGCUUCGUCUUUAUUGAACACCCAAGGCACUGAUAGAGCUCAGCAUCUGACUCAGGGAAUUGAUCAAAUUCGUAAUGUGAUACAAUCUAAUGUGGGAACAAAAUUGGGUUUGUGGCAAGAAUACUGUUUUCGAAACUGUUUUACACUUCCUCAAGGUUUCUCUUUGCCGAAAAAUGAAUCAUCUGAUGAAAAUUUGGCAAGCCAAGAUGUGCUUAGUGAUCCCGAUUUGGAUACACAAUUGGAUUCCUUAAGAGACAAGCUUAAUCUGAUUGAGAAGGAGAAUGCAGAAAUGAACUGCGAGCUUCAAGCGCUAGAAAGACAGUUUAAUUCAAGCGAUAGUUGUGCUGCACCUAUCAAUGAAGCAUUACAAUUAGAUGGUGAAAACUGCAUCUGAGCUUCGUACAAAAGUAGGGAACUUAAAGACUAGAAGGAUUGAAAACUUGAACAGCAAUGCAAUGAAAAGGAUUUGUGAUCCAAAAAGAGACGUACCGACACUGAAUCAUUGCUUCUCCAAUUUGAAGUCGGAAGAUCUUCAAGCAUUUGUUGCUGAUUUGAAGAAAAUAUGAACUUCACAUGUUUGCCACAUGCUGCAGAAUUCAGGAAUACCCCAUCUAGUACAAUACUGGUAUGUCAUCUGUCAUUCUGUCAACCAAAGCCAUAUAAGGAUUGUAAAUAUAUAUACUAGUGUUGUAUGUUAUCAUAAUGUGAUUCCCUUGAAUGAAAAAUAUUUCUUAUGAAA